Eucalyptus grandis is the source of this 890-nucleotide messenger RNA. Its product is annotated as xyloglucan endotransglucosylase/hydrolase protein 9. Gene Ontology annotation, biological process: xyloglucan metabolic process; cell wall biogenesis. The coding region runs from base 36 to 890 and encodes 284 amino acids. Gene Ontology annotation, molecular function: xyloglucan:xyloglucosyl transferase activity; hydrolase activity, hydrolyzing O-glycosyl compounds. Lineage: Eukaryota; Viridiplantae; Streptophyta; Magnoliopsida; Myrtales; Myrtaceae. The transcript has 5 exons. The record is from RefSeq and is a predicted model, not a curated record.
CACCAGCUGGUUCUUGAAAUUUGGUUUUCUGGGUGAUGUCGCAUCCGAGAACUCAGAUGGCAAUCUUGAAGCGGCGGUCUCCUUCAUGCUCCUUGAUCACCUUGACGAUGAUGGCGUGGUUAUGGAGUUCUCAUGUGGUUCCGAGGGUAGCCGGUUGUGACGGCUUCGACGAGCUCUUUCAACCCAAUUGGGCUCCUGAGCACUUCGAGUGUGAAGGGGACCAAACGAAGUUGGCUCUUGAUUCUUCUUCUGGUUGUGGGUUUGGGUCCAGGAAGACAUACCUGUUCGGACUGACUAGCGUGCAAAUUAAGCUGGUCCAAGGCGAUUCAGCCGGAACAGUAACGGCAUUCUACAUGUCUUCGGACGGGCCCAACCAUGAUGAGCUUGACUUCGAGUUUCUGGGAAACCUAUCCGGAGAACCUUACCUUGUACAAACCAACGUCUAUGUCAACGGCACCGGAGAUAGAGAGCAAAGGCACAGUCUUUGGUUCGACCCUACCACGGAUUUUCACACCUACUCUUUGUUCUGGAACCGGCGUUAUAUCACGUUUCUGGUCGAUGGAAUUCCUAUAAGAGUGUUCGCGAACAAGGAAGAGUCACACGGCGUGCCAUAUCCGAAGAACCAGCCUAUGCGAGUCCUUGGUUCGGUGUGGAACGCGGACGAUUGGGCUACGCAAGGAGGGAGGGUGAAGACGAACUGGAGCCAUGCGCCUUUUGUCUCUUCGUUCAGGGCCUUCGACAUCGACGCCUGUGAGCUGUCGCCGGAGACAGCCGACGUCACGACCAAGUGCGGGCAAUUAGGGCGAUACUGGUGGGACAGGCCGUCAUUCAACGAGUUAGGCCGGCGCUGGAGCCGACAACUGAAGUGGGUGUUGGAGAAAUCUUCUUGA